UACAUUUUUCAGUCAUAGCACAGCUGGGGUUUCGGUGACGGCACAUUACUGAUUUGAGUAUCGUUAUAUUUUUCCGCCUCGUAACGUAAUACAAGAUGCCAGAGGGAAACGGCAUUUGGCAGCUUUUCGUCAAGGGCCUACGUGGAGAGACAAACGUUGUGAGGAUCCACAAGGAUGCCACAGUAAACGAACUUAUCAACAAAAUCAGUGAGAUGAACGGCAUACCUCCGACAGCCCAGCGCAUCCUCUACACAACCAAACAGCUUGUGUAUGAUGACGAAGAGAAGAAAUACCUGUCUGACUACAAGAUGGAGGACCAGUCCAACCUCACCGUGGUGCUGCGUCUGAAGGGAGGCAGCGACACCGUGGAAGACUUGUCUCCUCCGCCCAAACAACUGGACGAAGACGUCGAGACCACGGAGGCUCCUGAUAUGAUCAGUUGGGAGGAUGACCCCAACACUCCCCGCGCCAAGAUGUCCUGCGGACACGCCAUCACCCCGGAGACACUCACCACGUACUGCGAGAGUCUGCUGAGUGCAGGGAAGUACAUCUUCAAGUGUCCUUACAUCAGUCCAACUGGGGGCUACUGUGGCAAGGAGUGGACCUAUCUGGAAGUCCGUCGUCUCGCCGUUCUCACACCAGAUGAGAAGAAGCAGUUCGAGACCAAGAUCUCCGACAACUACCUCCGCAAGGGGAUGGGAAUCCAGGAGUGUCCCAAGUGCCACUCCUUGUGUGAGCGCAUCAACAAGAAACACAAGCGCGUGGUGUGCCCGCUGUGUUCGGCCUCUGAUGGCGUGGAGUUCCACUUCUGCUGGCACUGCCUGCACCAGUGGGUUGGGGGAGGUAUUGAGAAGUGUGGCACCGCCGGCUGCAGUGGCGAGGACCCGCGUCUGAAGAUCCUCCGCGACUGCAAGAAGAAGACCAUUGUGGGUGUCCAAGGCUGUCCCGCCGUCAGGGCCUGUCUGAAGUGCGGCAUGCUCAUCGAGCACGAGAAGGCCUGCAAGCACAUGGCCUGUGUUUGUGGCCAGAAGUUCUGCUUCAUCUGCCUGAAGCCCGCACAGAACGGAAGUUACCAGUGCGGCAGUUAUGACAGCAAGUGCGAAAUUGCCGACGUGCAGAAGACCAUUCCUGGUGACAACUAAGACGGCUUUUACGCGUGGAUUCAAAGUACAAAAUGUAAUUGACAGAUAGCGGUUUAAAAACAGAAUAGAUGAUAAAACACAAAACUGAUAUUUUAGUUUGUAAAGAAGAAUAUCGUUAUGGACAGUGACAAUAUUGUAAGUCCCUAAGACAAUGUAUGAAAUUGUCAUAUGUUAAUCAACUUGCAAAUUCUGUUCACCAUUCGUAAACAAAGGUUACGUGAUGCCCUUUGUUUGUGUUGAUGGGAAGGUACCCAGUUCUGUUUGAUAGUCUUUGGAAAUGCUUCUGAUUAUGACAUUUUGGUAACGUAAGGUGAAGAGAUAAUACAUGUAAUUGAUAUUGAAACUAGGAACUAAUCUGUGUAAACAAGGAGUUCGUUUUUCAAUUCGCCUGUUUUCAAAUCUCUAACUUCGUUUUCAAAAACACUUCUGUCUCCAAAGUUGGAAACAAACGGAAAUUUACUAUAAUGAACUGGCAGAAACAGUCCAAUACCCGUACAGCUAACUAGAAAAUCCGUUUGAACUUUUAAGGAUCGUAUGUAAAUGUAACUUAUGUAUUCUAUUCAUAAACGUAUCUCUGACUCUGUUAUAUGUUACGUGUUGUGGGCUUUGGAGAUUCCAUGGACAUCAUAAGACAUAUAUCAAUAUUUCAUGCAGAGUAGGACGUUAUAUGUAUAUUUAAUGAAUAAAAAGAGUUAACAAAUCUG
Molecule: messenger RNA, 1846 nt
Organism: Branchiostoma floridae (Florida lancelet)
Lineage: Eukaryota; Metazoa; Chordata; Leptocardii; Amphioxiformes; Branchiostomatidae
Exons: 4
Coding region: 96-1142 (348 amino acids)
Biological process (GO): protein polyubiquitination; regulation of apoptotic process; regulation of cellular response to oxidative stress
Cellular component (GO): endoplasmic reticulum; cytoplasm; ubiquitin ligase complex
Molecular function (GO): ubiquitin conjugating enzyme binding; ubiquitin protein ligase activity
Source: RefSeq, a predicted model, not a curated record